AAUCUUAGCCCACGACUGCCCAAACAAAUAUUAUUAUUAUGAGUUUUUUACUAUGCGAACAGAGACUCAUUUAAAAUAGGUUUCUUAAUAAUUUAUUGUCUAAUUGAAACAAAUUUUUUUUCUUGGAUUGGUUAUUAUUUUUGAACGCUUUGAAACCCCUUGGGCAUAGGUGGGUUAAAAGUGUUGCUGUUGAAUUUUAAAAUGUUCCAAACAAAUCGGGUCCUUCAAAAAGAGCAGGCACAACUCUUUGCCAUUCAAAAGAAGCUGGAAAAGGUACUGCCCGUGGUCCAGGAGGCCCUAAAUUCCCUCAAGGUGGAGGAACUGCAUCUGAAGUCAAUGGGCAUACAGAAUGCCACCGAAGGCCAGGGCACCCGCAACAAGGAUCCUCUUUCUAUAGAUAUCGCUGAGAGGCCUGAUCCAUCUGUCUCGGAACCCACAUUUGUCAAUAGUCAGGAAAUUAAUCUGGGUGUAGUUGCUAGCAGCCUAAAAACAUUCGACGAGGAAGAGGACUCGGACUGAAUACAACUUUUAUUCCACAUAAUUAUAAUUAAAAUGUACAAUUAAUAGAUUUAGUAAAAAAUAUUCGGAUGCAGAAAAAAACUAAUCUACUAAAGCUACAUAUGUGCUACUGGA
Molecule: messenger RNA, 633 nt
Organism: Drosophila ananassae
Lineage: Eukaryota; Metazoa; Arthropoda; Insecta; Diptera; Drosophilidae
Exons: 2
Coding region: 202-519 (105 amino acids)
Biological process (GO): transcription by RNA polymerase II; transcription initiation at RNA polymerase III promoter
Cellular component (GO): nucleus
Source: RefSeq, a predicted model, not a curated record